Annulohypoxylon maeteangense is the source of this 4035-nucleotide messenger RNA. RefSeq lists its product as uncharacterized. The record is from RefSeq and is a predicted model, not a curated record. Gene Ontology annotation, molecular function: RNA binding. Bases 361 to 3825 code for a protein of 1154 amino acids. The transcript is spliced from 3 exons. NCBI's taxonomy places the organism in Eukaryota, Fungi, Ascomycota, Sordariomycetes, Xylariales, Hypoxylaceae.
CAGCAACUUGUGGGAUUACUAUAUUCGACACUUCCACCACACAUUCCUUUAGGAUACCAUUCUCCUACGGCCUUGUGUGCGACUCUUUAAUCUACCGAGCACGUCUAGCGAUCGCUGGUGUGGCUGGUUAAACCCCGUCGCUUUGGUCGUUGAAAUUACUAUAGGACGAGAAGUACAGAAAAGUCGCCCGCCCGACUUGACAUUGUGACAUCGCGUCAUUCCGAACUCUUUCGGCUUCGUUAGCUAUUUACUACUACUUCAUAGUAUACGAAGUAAAAAAAAACAACUGCCCAAUAACUAUCAUCCGUGGAGGGCAUUUAUUAUUGCUUCUCCUGAUGAGGGUCGGAUGAAUAAUCGAUAAUGUCAACUUCUAGAUCUGAACACUUGACUAUUGGCUACCCCCCUAAAUCAGCCAACGGUCGUUCUACUUCACCAACCGCUAACCUACCUCCGGUUGACUCGCCCGGCGCAUCUUCCGUUAGAUCUCCCUUCGGCAUGUCUGGUGUCUUGAAUCCGCCUGGUAAGAUGGCAGGUACCACGCGUUCCGGGGCUGGUUCUCCUUCGCACGAGGCUGCUGGUUCAAAUAGACUCUUCUCCAAGAGAGCAAGAGAAAUUCAAGCUCAAGAAGGUGUCCCUGGAUUGUCAGGUAACCCCUGGGGUGGCCCGCCAACUAGUGGCAACUCGACGCCUUUGAGAGAGAAUAUUCCCGAGUCCCCAACCGAUGGAUUUCCCGACUUCGCCCAAUUGCCUACUCCAGACACCAUGCCUUCGACUCGGCGUGCGCGAGCAGGCACUGUCCCUUCCCGAUUCCCUGCUGGUGGUAUAGGAAAUGGUCUUCUUAAUAUUCCCUCGGUUUCUUCACAAUCGACCCGGCCGACACCGUCCCAGAGCCCGUUUAAGUCACCGUCUCCGGGAUUGGACCCGCCAGACUCGGCUCGAUCUUCGAACCUAUUGUCGAGGCUCCGAGCUGGCUCUAUGCCGCAGCGUAGUCCCUUCUCCCACGGGCCUGGGAAUAGCUCGCCUUUCGGUCCUUCGGUAUUUAGUACAUGGAACCCGACUGGUCGUGACAGGGGUAAUACUCUUGCAAGUAUAGCAAGCAUCGGAUCGAAUGGGCCAAGCUCGCCGGCUCAGUCUGCGUUUUCGAAGGAGGGGCCUGGAGACAAUGAUGUUCAUAUGAGAACUCUUGAUUAUCUAGGUCUGGCCGAGACUCCGCAGCCAGCUCGUGCUCAGUUGGCCACGCCUUAUCUGCCUGGCUUUGCUGACUUCACUAAGCAAGCCAACCGAUUCCGGUCUUAUUCUGUCAACAACAAAGACAAGUACGCAGAUGAGGAGGAUGACUAUGAUGAUGAUAGUAUGGCUAUUGAGAGCCAAUAUGCUGCACAUCUCCAGGAUCAGCUAGCCGCUACUAACGCUGCUAUCCAUAGUCAUAAUCUAGCUGUCCAGGGGCUGCAGGCAUUUGCUUCUCAAGCAUCAGCCACUCGACCCCGUGCGCGAACGGCUGGUGUUCUGGAGCUACAAGGGGCAGGUUCAAGGUUAAUGCGUAACUACUACCCUACUCCCUCGCGUCUUGAUAGCUCGAUCACGGCCGCUGAAAUCCGAUUGCCGGAGGAGAAGGAAUUUGACGAUCUCCCUACAGCUAUGGCCGAGAUGAAUCUAGGCAGGUCAAACAGUCGGAACAACGGUCUGUUGACGGCUGAAGAGGCCGGUCUGGAGGGUCCUACGAGUGCUUUGUGGCUGGGUAGUAUUCCAACAUCAACCACCACGUCAACCCUAACUGAAAUGUUCAAGUCGUAUGGUCCAAUUCUAUCCGCAAGAGUGUUGACGCACAAGAACUGCGGCUUUGUCAAUUUCGAAAGGGUUGACAGUGCUAUUUCGGCCAAGGCGAGCAUGAACGGUAAGGAGAUCUUCCCUGGAGCUGGACCUAUCCGGAUCAACUUUGCCAAGCCACCUUCGGCAUCGAAUACACCUGGCCACGAUGGAGUGUUCCCGAGUCCCAGUCCCGAUCCAUUUGCAAAGAGCCAGGAUGGCACUACCCCUGGCACUGCCGGUCCUGCGGGAGAUAAUGCGAUGUCCGCAAACACGACCAACGCAGCGCCGGUGAUUCCACCUCUACGUGAAAUGACUGGAGACAUUCUGCAAAUCGUGAAGUCCUUCGGUGCAACUGACGAUGACACAUACCGUAUUUCCCACAACCUUCAGCAGGCUAUUCAGUUCACUACUUUUGUUGACGAGAUUCCCCCGAUUCGCGAGCCCACGCAUACCAGGGUACAUGACGCACCUAAGCUCAGAGAUAUCCGGAAGCGCAUUGACAACCAAAGUUUGUCUCAGGGAGAAAUCGAGCAUAUCGCAACUGAGAUGCUUUCCGAAAUCGCCGAGUUGUCUUCAGACUAUCUGGGUAACACCGUUGUUCAAAAGUUGUUCGAGCACUGCUCAGACAAUAUCCGGGAUCUCAUGUUAGCCAAGAUUGCUCCUCAUAUGGCUGAAAUCGGUGUGCACAAGAAUGGAACAUGGGCAGCUCAAAAAAUCAUCGACGUUUGCAAGACACCUCACCAGAUGACCUUGAUUGUUCAGCAUCUGAGAGCGUAUACUAUCCCGCUAUUCUUGGACCAAUAUGGCAACUAUGUUUUACAAGGAUGCCUCAAGUUUGGUGCUCCGUUCAACGAUUUUAUCUUCGAAACUAUGCUUAGCAAGAUGUGGGAUGUUGGUCAAGGUCGGUAUGGUGCUCGAGCGAUGCGAGCGUGUCUUGAAAGCCAUCACGCUACUAAAGACCAACAAAGAAUGCUCGCCGCUGCCAUUGCUCUCCACAGCGUUCAGCUGGCUACUAAUGCCAACGGUGCCCUUCUGCUGACUUGGUUCUUGGACACAUGCACCUUCCCUCAGCGACGUAGUGUUCUGGCUCCUCAGCUUGUCCCCUAUCUUGUCCACCUCUGCACACACAAAGUUGCCUAUCUUACAGUUCUGAAGGUUAUUAACCAGAAGUCUGAGCCAGAGGCAAGAGACACGAUUCUUAAGGCUCUUUUCUUUACCCCUAAAGAUCAAAUCUUGGAAGCUAUUCUGAGCGACCACUCUUGUGGUGCUACGCUGAUCUUCAAGGUCCUCACGACGCCGUUCUUCGACGAGAGCAUCAGGGGCCAGGUGGUAGAGAACGUGAAAAGUGUCCUCGUGCGCAUCAAGGCGCAACCUAACCAAGGCUAUAAGCGUCUAAUGGAUGAGGUUGGAUUAUCUACUCGAACCGGUGGCGGAGGAGGUGGAUCUCGCGAUCAUUCUGUGGGCAAUAACGCAUCGGCCGAGCGACAACGACCCUCUUCUCGCCAGGCCCAGUCGAAUGCCAACGCCGUGCAGCAGAAUUCCCAAUAUGGCAACCAAUACCUGAAUCCCCUGAAUCCCGCUAGUGGAGGCUCGAAUUUUGAUAUGGGUGGCUUUCCUGCUCCUAGAAGCGAGAGCGUGGAACCCGGCAUGUCUGCGUUCCCUUCGUACGGACCACAGGGCCCGAUGUAUAACGCAACCAGUGGAUCGAUGGCACCAGUAAACCUCCAGCAGAUGCAGUACCAGCAGAACAUGCUCCCACGUGGAACUCCGCCAAUGAACAACUAUUUCCCUCCUAUGCAAGCGGGCUUCGGAGGCUAUAACAAUGGAAGCCCCUCGAUGGAUCAAUACCGUGGCCAGAACGCGGCAAACGGUAGCCCCAUCCAGCCGCCCGGGGCUCCGGCCGGUUAUGCGCCUCCUGGUUUCAACAUGGGAGUGAACAUGGGAGGUUACGGGUAUGGUAAUGCCAUGCCUUACAUGCAGGAGCAACCGGUCAACGCCAGGCGCGGACGCAGAUGAUCUGACGAGUCAUCGUGACUGUUUCGCAUGAGAUUAGAUGCGUAUCUACAUCUUCGUGCAUCUACUUUACCGAAUUGCAUGGCUGUACCGAUAUGGGAGUUGGUUGGCUUAACAUAUUUGAUUUAUAUUUACAAGUUUGUGUGGCAAAAGCAGUUGUGGUCGACCCGUCGAGACCCAGCCUGGUACGCUGUGGAGGGCUGGAAACCACCC